This is a messenger RNA of Dreissena polymorpha, 1056 nucleotides long. RefSeq names its product putative nuclease HARBI1. NCBI's taxonomy places the organism in Eukaryota, Metazoa, Mollusca, Bivalvia, Myida, Dreissenidae. The transcript has 2 exons. The record is from RefSeq and is a predicted model, not a curated record. The coding region runs from base 511 to 1041 and encodes 176 amino acids.
GGAAAAUCCGGAAAUGUUGAAUUGGGUUUACGGUCAUUUCGUAGCAUAGCCGUUUCGUACUCGUAGCUAAGCAUUUUCAGUUAUUUCGUAAUCAUUAAUCGAUCAUUUUGUAACCAAAUCGGUUAUUUUUGUAACCAGUAAUUAAAACUGAUUGUGUUUUCUAUUAUCAAUUCAAUUGCCAUUUUUAACGUUAUGUUACAAAAUGACAGACGCCCAAUCCCCCCAUUGUAUUGAAUUUGGAGAUGAAAAAACAACAUUGUCGUUUCGGAAUAUCCGGUCACCAAGAUGAUACUGUAUGAAAUAAAAGUUACAAAUCUUGCUGGGCUUAAUCUAUACUAUAUCGGGACGAACACUGUUCCAGUAUUUGUAUGUACUUUGCCUUGCAAGAUAAUGAAAAUCAAUCCAUAAAUGGCAGGAUAUAUUUGAUGGUAAGUUACUUUUCUACCAUAUAGCAAUUCAUACAGUACAUUGUGAUAUUUUCAACAUUUUGGUUAUACAGCUUGCAGCAAAAUGGCAGUUCGGGAGUAUCGUGAGCGAAUUGACAUUGCACAGUUGACCAAUGAUGAUCUGUACAAGAGGUAUCGUGUGAACCAUGCCACAUUGGCAUAUAUAAUUGCCCAGCUGGAUGCUGCCUUAGCCCCCAAUACUGACAGGAGCCACAGCCUUUCUACUGGCUACAAGGUCUUGAUCACACUGAGGUACCUGGCUACCGGUGUGAUACAGCUCAACACCGGUGAUCUGCACUCUGUAGCUCAAUCAAGUGUUUCGAGAGCAGUAUCUCAAACACUUGAUGAACUGAGCUCCCAAAAUGUUGUGAGGAGACACAUUAGAUUCCCAACAACCAUUGAGUCAUUAAACAGGAAUAAACAAGGAUUUUUUCAUAUUGCUAGAUUCCCAAAUGUGAUCGGUGUCAUAGAUGGGACUCAUGUACAGAUCCAGGCACCAUCUAUUGAUGAACCCAUGUACGUGAACAGAAUGGGUUACCAUUCCAUCAACACACAGGUAAUGUUUCUUAAAAUUGUGAAAUAUGUCACAAAGUGAAUCGUAUGUUGUAAA